Messenger RNA from Lathyrus sativus (Indian pea), 567 nucleotides. The record is from the annotation of a GenBank genome assembly. Lineage: Eukaryota; Viridiplantae; Streptophyta; Magnoliopsida; Fabales; Fabaceae.
AUGGGGAGUGAAAGUAGUGUGAAGCUUCCACCUGGGUUUUACUUUUCUCCAACGGAUGAAGAACUAGUUCUUCACUUUCUAUCUUCCAAGGCUUCUCUACCAUAUUAUCCUAACAUCAUACCUCAACUCAACUUGUCUCAACAUCAUCCUUGGCAACUAUACGGUAAAGCAUUAUCAAGUGGAAAUCAACACUACUUUUUCACCGAAGAGAAGGAAAAUAGAAGCACUGAAAAUGGACAUUGGAAGGAAAUUGGGGUCACAAAACCUAUAAAUAAAUUGGGAAUAAAGAAGUAUUUUGUGUUCAACCUUGGCGAAGGAACUGAAACCAGUUGGAUAAUGGAAGAGUAUCAUAUUUCUGAAUCUGAAUUUCCGGAAAGACCAAAUUCGGAUGAGAGUUGGAGCAAAUGGGUUUUAUGCAAAGUGUACGAAAAGAAGAUGUCACAACAAGGUGAAAGCUGUUGUUAUAGCGAUGAUGAUGAUGAUAAUGGAUCAGAGGUCUCAUGGCUAGACGAAGUUUUUAUGUCAUUAGAUGUAGAUGAUCUUGAUCAAACAAGCCUACAUAAUUAA